Molecule: messenger RNA, 447 nt
Organism: Diatraea saccharalis (sugarcane borer)
Lineage: Eukaryota; Metazoa; Arthropoda; Insecta; Lepidoptera; Crambidae
Source: the annotation of a GenBank genome assembly
AAAAUGUUGUAGAACGGCAACAGUGGAGCGCAUUAAUAGAGUGAUGUAACAGAUGCAGGCGGCACUGAUAAACAAGCAGAUGGAGGAGGGCGACGUGAACGGUUCGUUCGAGCGCGCGCUGUGUGCGGGCGACCUGACGCUGGUGGUGGCCGCGUGCCGCGCCGCCGCGCCCGCCGCGCCCAGUAGGCUGCAGCAGCACGUGCUGCUCGCGCUGUUGCAGCAACUAGCCACCGAUAUGCUGCACGACACUAUACUCAAGUGCAGGUCAACACUGUUAUAUCACUCAAGAACAGAAUAUACAUUUUACUUUAUAUUUAAUUUUAACCUUAAUUUGUCGCUGAUUGGGUUCAAUAUAGGGAAUACAAUCUCGAUCUCGCGAGAUCUCGGGCUUUUUUAGCGAGAUUUAUCUCGGUCGAAAAAUGGGCGAGAUCUCGCGAGUUUAACUAG